GAGCAGGGGGGGGACCCUGCGUGGGCAGGAGCCCCGCCGCCGCCGCAGCCCUGCUGUUGCUAACAGCUUUUUUAUUAAGCAGUGCUGAUGACGUAGAUGAGACAGUUAACUGGAAGACAAAACAAGCCAACAGUUUUGUUAUCAGCAGAAAGACGGCUGCUGGGCAGAGCAAUGUGUACACCAUUCUCUCUAAGGUACAGUCUGACCGGAACGUGUACCCAUCCGCUGGAGUCCUCUUUGUUCAUGUCUUAGAGCGGGAGUACUUUAAAGGGGAGUUCCCCCCAUUUCCGAAGCCUGGUGAGAUAAGUAAUGACCCCAUUACGUUUAAUACAAACUUGAUGGGCUACCCAGACAGACCUGGAUGGCUCCGCUAUAUCCAGAGGACACCCUACAGUGAUGGCGUGCUGUACGGCUCACCGACAGCAGAGAAUGUGGGAAAGCCAACCGUUAUUGAGAUAACGGCCUGUAACAGGCGCACCUUUGAGACAGCGAGGCACAACCUGGUCAUUAACAUCAUGUCAGCAGAAGAUUUCCUGUUACCCUAUCAAGCAGAAUUCUUCAUAAAAAAUAUGAACGUGGAAGAAAUGCUGGCAAGUGAGGUUCUUGGUGAUUUUCUCGGGGCGGUGAAGAAUGUCUGGCAGCCAGAACGUCUGAACGCCAUUAACAUCACGUCAGCCCUGGACCGUGGAGGACGUGUCCCCCUCCCUAUUAAUGAUAUGAAGGAAGGGGUCUAUGUGAUGGUCGGAGCCGAUGUCCCCUUUUCUUCAUGUUUACGGGAGGUGGAGAAUCCACAGAACCAGCUGCGUUGCAGCCAAGAAAUGGAACCCAUUAUAACGUGUGAUAAAAAAUUUCGAGCCCAGUUUUAUAUUGAUUGGUGCAAAAUUUCUCUGGUUGACAAAACAAAACAAGUGUCCACCUAUCAGGAGGUGGUUUGUGGAGAGGGGAUUCUGCCUGAUGGUGGGGAGUACCGGCCUCCUCCCGACUCGCUGAAGAGCAGAGACUACUACGCGGACUUCCUCGUCACUCUGGCCGUGCCCUCGGCGGUAGCGCUGGUACUCUUUCUGGUCCUCGCCUACAUCAUGUGCUGCCGCCGGGAAGGCGUGGAAAAGAGAAACAUGUACACCCCAGACAUCCAACUGGUCCAUCACAGCGCUAUUCAGAAAUCCACGAAGGAGCUGCGUGACAUGUCCAAGAACAGAGAAAUUGCUUGGCCACUGUCUACGCUGCCUGUGUUCCACCCGGUCACUGGGGAGAUCGUCCCCCCACUGCACACGGACAGCUAUGACAAUACCAGUAUGCCGCUGAUGCAGGCCCACCCGAACCUGCCCCAUCAGACUCAGAUUCCACAGCAGCAGGCAGCUGGUAAAUGGUAUCCCUGAAGAGAGGAAAUUGACCGAAGCAAUGGAUUUGUGAUUGGAAUGCGCGGGCUGUCUUCACGUUGUACUUCCUUGUUCAUCCAAAGGAUGCAUGAGCUUUGCUGGUGGAUAGUGUGCAUGCCCACCAUGUGCUGAGAAUAAUGACCAUUUAACUAAUGGACUGUACUUUUUUUGUACUUUGGACAUUUUUGACAAUUUGUAUGACACUAA
This is a messenger RNA of Vombatus ursinus (common wombat), 1586 nucleotides long. It is a transcript of the gene SGCE, whose product is annotated as sarcoglycan epsilon. The transcript is spliced from 12 exons. The record is from RefSeq and is a predicted model, not a curated record. Gene Ontology annotation, cellular component: sarcoglycan complex. NCBI's taxonomy places the organism in Eukaryota, Metazoa, Chordata, Mammalia, Diprotodontia, Vombatidae. The coding region runs from base 339 to 1379 and encodes 346 amino acids.